AUGUCAUUUAUUUCCCCAGCUUCCGUGCAGCACAGGUAUUGUAUUCUACGUCUUCUGAUGGCGUUUGCCGUCGCACAGCCCGCGUCGUUCGCAGACCCCGUCAUCGUUCUCCUUCCCGAUGGCUCCAUUCGUUUGUAUCACGAGCAGCUCAUGCAAGUCAGGGACGUCCUUAAAGAGUUCCCCCACCACGGCCUCGCGUCGCUGAAUCACACCGCGCGGGAGCCGCUGGCUACGUCGCGACGAUCACAACCGCCAAAUGCGGCUCCUCUUCCGCCGGAGCGUUUUUUGCGGCCCGGGGGAACCUAUUGUUUGCUGGAGCAUCCGGUUUCAGCCGCACACGAUACUCGUUCGACUAAUCACGCGCGGCCCCAUGAUUUGGCGACAUGCGCGGCGGAAUGCACGGCGGGCGACGCGGAAAACAGGAUUGACGACUCGGAGUCGCCGUCGGGCGAUGCGACCGUUGUAAGCUGCUUCACGCCGCGUGCAUCCCGCGCCUCGACCCGCCAACGCGCUGCGGUCGCAGCGAAAGGCGGCGGAUUCGGCUUGGAGCGCGCGGCGUCCAUGCCUCCCAUAAACCACUCGCUGCGCGCCGCGCUAAUGAUGCCCACCACGCCGCGCAAACCUACCACCGGUGCCGCCAGCGGCGCCGUCGCGUUGCCACCAUCGCCUAGUGCAGCCGCCGCCGCGGCCCUGCCGGCAACAUCCCUUCCUCCCCUCGCCCGGACUACCAGCGGAACCGUCCCCUCGACUGCGCCAACAAUCCCCAACUCCGUCUCGCAGCGCGCGCGACCUUCCUCCGCCGCUUCCGCCCUCAUCUCCCCGCGCGCGCCACCGGCCUCCACGUCCGCCCUCAUCUCUCCGCACGCGCCACCGUCCUCCGCGUCCGCCCUCAUCUCUCCGCGCGCGCCACCGUCCUCCUCGUCCGCCCUCAUCUCCCCGCGGGCACCCCCUGCCUCCGCUUCGUCCCUCGUCUCACCGCGCGCGCUUCUCUCCAGCGGGUCGCGGAAGCUUGCGCGCGCUUUGACUGCUCUCCCGCGCCCCCGUAAAAAUGCGUCACGUGAGCGCGACGGGGCGGAACGGAGCCGCGUCCCGCGUGACGUCAGCAAUCACGGCGCGGCAGGCCCGUGGUCGCUGAUGGACCUCGUCUCGCCAAAAGGCGCCGCGAGCGCGUCGCACGCUGAAAAUCAUACCGCGGCACAGCUCGGUGCUUAUGCAAUUUCCGCAGAAGAUAUGUACUCGUGGGAAAAGGCUAUCCGCGACCUUAAGAUCUCGCGAGGUGAGCGCGACGACGAAGGGGAGGCGGAGUGUGGCGAAAGGCAGCGAAACGGGGGCGUUCGUUACGCCGGUGGGCGAAAUGAGGCGAGACAGACGAAUUGGUCGGGAGGGCUGACGCCCAGAGGCCUCCCCCUGCUGUCGCCCGUGGAGACCACGUCUGAGAGCGGCGAGGGCACGCAGCAGCAAGGGCUGAACGCUGCGGAUUCAAUGCAGUCAACUCAGGGCAGAGUGUCAAGAGUGUCCAGUGCGAACCGCCGUCCUUGCUCGAGACGGCAACAACGGCUCGCCCUCUCUCCUCUCGUGCUCUCCUUCCCCCUCGCGCUCCUCGCGCUCCUGACCGUUACGAUUGCGCCGAGUAGAGCGGCGGGCGUGGUGGGGGGCGUGGUGUCGCGAACCAACAUGACAAUCAACCUCAACGGCGUGCCCGUGGUGCCCAACAUGGUUGUCGCAAAGGACGGCUCCGGCGACUUCACCACCAUCCAGGAGGCGAUAUACUACGUGCCGCCAGCGUAUCUGCCGAAUCAAGGGACGAAGAUCUUCGUCAAAGCGGGGUGGUACAACGAGACAAUCAUCAUCCGACCGUACAUGCGCUACCUGGCGCUCAUCGGCGAUCCCGAGAACGGCGGAAGCACGGUGUCGUGCAACCGCUACAGCGGCAUGCUCAACGAUAACGGCGACAUGCUCUCCACGUUGAACUCGGGUUGUUUUGUCGUAUUCGCGGAUGAUUUCACGGCUGUGAAUUUCAACUUCGAGAACGCGUCGCCGCGGCCGCCGCCCAACAGCUACAUCUACCAAGCGGUGGCCGUCAGGGUGACGGCCAACCGCACCGCGUUCUACAACUGCUCCAUCAAGUCGUUCCAGGACACGCUGUACGCGCACAAGGGGUGGCAAUACUACAAGGACUGCUACAUAUUCGGGACGGUGGAUUUUAUCUUCGGGCAGGCGAAGGCGCGGUUCGAGUCGUGCGUGCUGCAGAUGUCGAGCUACGGGUUCGCGUCGGUGACGGCGCAGAAACGCGACAUUAGAGACGACGAUAACUGCUUCGUUAUUGUGCAGAGCCGGAUCAUCGGGCAACAACCCAUCAUUGCCCAGGGGUGGCUGGGGCGGUCGUGGGGUCAGUACGCGUGCACCAUCUUCGCACACUCGUACAUGGACGAGAUCAUCAGCGCUGAAGCAUGGAACAACUUCUACGUGAGGUCGAGGGAGUGGACGACCUUCUAUGCCGAGUACAACAACACGGGCAUCGGGGCCAACCUGGACGGGCGUGUGCUGUGGCUCAAGACCAUGACGCCCGCCAGCCGCAGAUACUUCCUCAACAAGGCCUGGAUCGGCCUCGACUCGUGGUUCCACCCCUUCCCCCAGAUGCUGUGA
Molecule: messenger RNA, 2646 nt
Organism: Closterium sp. Yama58-4
Lineage: Eukaryota; Viridiplantae; Streptophyta; Zygnematophyceae; Desmidiales; Closteriaceae
Source: the annotation of a GenBank genome assembly